GUCAUUGCUGCUUUUGCCAAAUCAGAUGAGAAAUCCAACUUUUUCUUGUAUACGCUUCCUAGGCUGUCUCCAAUCCGGAAUCGGAUGAUUUCUGCUGAUCAUUCUUCCCAUUCAGAAAUCCCCUGCAACUUUGGACUGAAUUGUUCCUGGGUUCCAUCUGCCAAUGCUUCUGGAAAACCAGACUGGUUCCUGUCUUCAGUUGUUGCUCUGACUUCUCAGGGUAACCAACAGAUCAUGGAGAACAGUUCAUCCAACAGAGACCAAGAAGGGGAUAUUCUUCUUCUGAACAUUAGCAGGAUCUCAGAUAGGUGCAUAUUCAGCCUCCACAGCCCUAUCCUGCCUUGGAGCUCCAGUUCCUGUCUCUUAGAGCUUGCUGUGUAUUCAUGGGACACCAGUCUAGAAGGACUCUCUGCUGAAACUCGAUAUGUGGACACCAAUCAGAGUUUUCCCAUCCAUUUGCAAGAAGGACAUGAACAACAUUCUUGGGUGACAUGGAAAGUGCUGAUAGGUUCGGUGGGACAAAUGGAAAAGCCCUUUGAGCUCACUUUGCUGCAUUCGAGCUGCGGGGAAGAGAGUGCCGGGCUGUUGGCACUGGGCUCUUUGCAACUCAAAAACUGCUUUCAUGGCAAAGAAGGUCCUCAUCUUUCCAAAUAUGACCUGGGCUCCACUGUCCCCUGCCCACACGGGGGUUGCAUCAGCCACCUGCACACCUGCGAUUUCGAGAGCGAUUGCCCCACCAGAGAGCUUGGUGAAUCAGCCUGUGACAGUCUACCAUGGGGGGCACAUUGUUCUUUCGAGGAAGGUUCCUGCGGCUGGAUGUUAGAAGGCAAUGGGACUUUUUCUUGGUCUAUUGCUGGUUUUUCAAAGGAGCGUAACAGUCAGCUUGGAGAAUCUGUCUUACACACCACUAGAGGUCACUUUCUGUAUCUCCAUAUAGAGAGUGAUCAUACAGGUGGCGCCACUCAGACACGUAGUGCUUCUCUCCCAGCCAAUCUCACCAGAGGAGACUAUCAGGUCCAAUUCUCAGUGUACAUUUUUGGGAAUUACAAUGGCACUGUGUUACUUACUGUCGAAGAAGAAGACACCGUAGGAAUCAAUACCACCCCAGUGGUGUGGGAAAGAACAGGGAGCUGGAGUGAUCACUGGUUUCUCAUAAGUCUGGAAAUGCCCAGACUGCAGAACAACUUUCACCUGCAGCUCCUAGCUACUUGGGGCUGGAAUUCACAAGCUGAAAUUGCCGUGGACAACAUCACCUUUGGACUGGACUGCUUCCCCAGUGGAAGAAGACAGAGUCACACUGAUGAAAAGCAGCACUACCCAUGGGAAAGUCUUAGACUGGAUGAGCCCCUUUCUUUAGGGGAGGGGCGUGCUAGUCCGUGGUGGUUUUCAUCCUGCGGGGCGAGCGGCCCCCGAGGGCCAACUCAGGCGCAGUGCGAUAGCGCGUAUCGCAACACCAACGUUUCCGUGACUGUGGAAAAAGAGGGGCAGCUACGAGGGGUGCAAGUGUGGAAGGUGCCAGAAUCCAACCGGUACACGAUUUCAGCAUAUGGAGCAGCUGGAGGGAAAGGAGCCAAGAACCACAAUAUGCGAUCUCAUGGUGUCUUUAUUUCAGCCAACUUCCAACUUGAGAAAGAUGAGCUCCUCUACAUCUUGGUGGGGCAACAAGGAGAAGACGCCUGCCCAGGGAGAAACUCUCAGACUAAGCAGAUCUGCCUGGGAGAAUCAUCAGAGAUUGAAGAGGAGUACAAGAAAGAGAAGGGACUGACCGAAUGGGCUGGAGGGGGGGGCGGAGGUGGAGGCGCCACGUACGUCUUUAGAUGGAAGGACGGGGCCUUUGAACCUUUGCUCGUUGCAGCAGGAGGUGGAGGGAAAGCUUACUUGAAAAAUCAGGAUGGUCCCCUUGAUGAAGUCUUCUUGGAACAGUUCGUGAACAGCACAGCAGUACCUGGAGUCAGUGGGAGAACCGGGGCAGCAGGUGGCGGUGGCGGUUGGGACGAUACCACCCAGUUUCCUUGGACCGGACGAUCACUUCUAGAGGGCGGAGAAGGUGGUGCAGCUUGCCACCAAGCCCUGGAGAAGCUUCAGUGGGCUACCUCUGGUGGCUUUGGUGGUGGUGGAGGAGCUUGUACAUCUGGUGGUGGAGGUGGAGGCUACAAGGGUGGUGAUGCCUCCAAAAAGGAUGACCUCACCGCUGACGGACGCCAUGGUGUUUCCUUUGUGAAUCCGGUUGGGGAGAUCUUUCUGAGCCCCCUGGCAGUUAUGGAAAGCCAUGGCGAAGUAGUGAUUGAAGUAUACUUGAAUUGCAAUCACUGCCAAUCUGGGAUCUGCAAGCAAAAUCCUGACACUCACCUACCAACCUGUAUUUGUGCAGUCGGGGCCAUCUUGGCUAGCGACAAUGUGUCAUGCACAGCAAUCCUCCGUGGGCCCAUCCCAGAAGGACCGCUGCCUCUCCCACUCCUGCUGGCCGUGAUUGCUGUUGCCGUGGUGCUCGGAAUGGCUCUCACAUGCGGCAGCCUGUCAGUCGUUUAUCAUCGCAAGCAGCGACAACUCGAAGGGGCCAGGGCCCGCCUGCAAAGCCCAGAAUAUAAUCUGAGCAAAAUCCGCACUUCGACCAUCAUGACAGAUUAUAAUCCCAACUACAGCUUUGCUGGGAAGGCUGCCACACUCAGCGAGCUUAAGGAGAUCCCACGGAAGAACAUCUCUCUGCUGCGGGCCCUGGGACAUGGGGCGUUCGGUGAGGUUUACGAAGGAACGGCGGCAGGAAUCACAGGAGACCCCAGCCCUCUGCGCGUGGCAAUCAAGACAUUGCCAGAAAUCUGUUCUGAGCAGGAUGAGAUGGAUUUCCUAAUGGAAGCCCUGAUAAUCAGUAAGUUCAACCACCAGAACAUUGUGCAGUGCAUUGGGGUAAGCCUCCAGACCUUGCCUCGCUUCAUCCUGUUGGAGCUCAUGACCGGCGGAGACAUGAAGAGCUUCCUUCGGCAGAAUCGACCUCGGGUGAAUCAGCCGUCCAUGUUGACAAUGCAGGACUUGCUCAAUAUAGCUAGAGACAUUGCUUGUGGGUGCACGUAUCUUGAGGAAAACCACUUCAUUCACAGAGAUAUUGCGGCAAGAAACUGCCUUCUGACUUGCACUGGACCUGAGCGAGUGGCCAAAAUCGGGGACUUUGGAAUGGCUCGAGAUAUCUACAGAGCAAGCUACUAUCGCAAAGGAGGAAGAGCCAUGCUCCCAGUCAAGUGGAUGCCCCCAGAAGCUUUCCUGGAAGGAAUCUUCACAUCCAAAACUGACACCUGGUCCUUUGGAGUGCUGCUCUGGGAGAUCUUCUCCUUGGGCUACAUGCCGUACCCUUGCAAAACCAACCAGGAAGUGCUAGAGUUUGUUACCAGUGGAGGGCGAAUGGAUCCACCAAAGAACUGCCCUGGGCCAGUUUACCGGAUCAUGACACAGUGCUGGCAGCAUAGUCCUGAGUACCGACCCAACUUCUCCACCAUUCUGGAAAGAAUCAAAUACUGCACACAGGAUCCUGAUGUGAUCAAUACAGAGCUGCCCAUCGAAUGCAGCCCAACAGCAGAGGAUGAGGGAAACGCCGUGCUGCAUGCAAGCGGUUCCACUGGGAUGGUUCCUUUGCGCGGGAGCCCUUCCGUCACACCUCCAGCGAACCCCACGGCACUGGAAGGCUGUAAUUCAGGGAACAAACCUGGGCAAUGCCCGCAGGAGCUGCUGGUGGAGAACCUGGGUGACUGGGCCACCAAAGGACCAGGCGUGCCUUGCUGCAGCAACCCCAGCAGCGAAGCAUGGGCUCAGCCAGCCCUAAGCCAGAAACUCGAUUCCACCAGUCAGCCUGCACACAAGUUGAAGAAUAAAACCAAAAACCUUUGGAACCCAACGUAUGGGUCCUGGGUCCUAGAGAGCAUUUGCCAGCCCAGUUCCAGCUCCAAACUUAACCCAGCACAAGAGCGAGAAGAUUCGGGGUUUGAUGGGACCUGCAGCUCCUCUCCUAGUUCUCGGGCGUCACCUUCAUCUCCAAGCCAAAGCCAUUCUCCUCACAUCGAUAUUGCUGGGAUUGAACUGGUGAAGCUACAGACUUUCCCCUGUGGCAAUGUGAACUACGCUUACGAUGAUCUCUGCUACGAAACAGGUCAGCCUUUGCCUUUGGCAGCCGAGUCCGGCCCAGUCUUGAGGAGUGCCAGUCUGCACAGAAAUGGCAAGCUUCCCUCUAAGCCAGAAAAAACCUCGAGAGAGAGAGACUCUGGCCUCUCUUUGUCCGAUGACCUGAGCGUUACACCUGUAUAA
This is a messenger RNA of Varanus komodoensis (Komodo dragon), 4290 nucleotides long. It is a transcript of the gene LTK, whose product is annotated as leukocyte receptor tyrosine kinase. The record is from RefSeq and is a predicted model, not a curated record. Gene Ontology annotation, cellular component: membrane; signaling receptor complex. Gene Ontology annotation, biological process: regulation of neuron differentiation; multicellular organism development; positive regulation of kinase activity. Lineage: Eukaryota; Metazoa; Chordata; Lepidosauria; Squamata; Varanidae. The annotation marks the transcript as partial. Gene Ontology annotation, molecular function: transmembrane receptor protein tyrosine kinase activity; ATP binding. The transcript is spliced from 28 exons.